Daldinia loculata is the source of this 1200-nucleotide messenger RNA. RefSeq lists its product as uncharacterized. The transcript is spliced from 7 exons. Bases 1 to 1200 code for a protein of 399 amino acids. The record is from RefSeq and is a predicted model, not a curated record. NCBI's taxonomy places the organism in Eukaryota, Fungi, Ascomycota, Sordariomycetes, Xylariales, Hypoxylaceae.
AUGGCCGCUUCCAAGGCACAUUCAAUCGUCAGCGUCGGAGCGGCGUUGGUUGCGAUUACGGCGGUAUCUAUGGCCUCGAGGAUUACGGCUCGAUGGCUUCAUAAGACUAUGGGAGUGGAUGAUGGGAUAUGUUCUUCCGUAAUGCUUGCUACGCGAUACGGACUCGGGGUCCAUCGUGAUGAAGUCGGCGACGACGAUUAUAACAAAUAUCUUCAGCUUCAAAUCGCUAGCUCGAUUACGUUUAGCUGGGGUGUUGUAGCAGCGAAGGCCAGCUUUGCGGUGCUAUACCUCAGAAUAUUCCCCGAAGGCGGGUUCAGGGUUGUUAACAAGUUUUUGAUCGCGUUUCUCUUUGCGCAGGCCACCGAGGAAACGUGUGUUGUCCUAUUCAAAUGCAGUCCUGUUCGAAAAUCAUGGGACUUCAAGCUGGAGGGCUCGUGCUUCAGUCUUCAUCCGCUUUGGUAUUCUACUUUCAUCUUCAACCUAAUCACUGAUCUCACCCUAUUUCUUGAACCUAUACCCUCGGCGUGGAAGCUUCAACUACCUCUUGUCAAAAGACUAGGACUAAUCUGUAUGCUUUCACUGGGCGUACUGGUGACGUCCAUAUCUAUAAUUCGUAUUGUCUACGUUACAUCCAUAGCCGACGAUGAUACAUACCAACUUGCAGAGCCCCUUAUAUGGUCGAUGGUGGAGAUAUGCGCGCUCAUAAUAUGCUCCUGCAUCCCCUCGCUCAGACAAGUCGCAGCAUUUAUCCCUGGGCUCAACAGCGCCCUCGGGCUCUCAUCCGGCGGGGGCUCGCAUGGCCACUCCGGACAUAAGAACCUCUCGAUACCACUCAAGAGUCGGAGCCGCAAAGAGUACAUACAAUCACAGAAGUCGAAGACGAGAAGUCAGCAUAGGUCGAAAGCGUUCGGGACGACAAGCCGGGUGACGGCCACAGGGAUGGACGCGAUCAGCGAGAACGGCAGCCAGGACGAGAUAUUCCCGCAUAAGAGCGAUCAGAUGGGUGCUAUUACGGUCACGACGGAAGUCAAACACCGCGUAGAGGAUGGGGAGGAGAAUACAAAAGCAUUUAACGAGGCACUGAUGCCGCAUCACGAUGAGCUAAGGAGUAUAACGGAAAGACUAGAUCGCAGCGACUCUUUACUAAAGGGCGGCGGUGAUAUGGGUUGGUCACGGCGUUCAAAAAAUAGCUCCGUCUAA